UCAACCAAGAACCAAUGCAUGUGUCACACGCAGUUAAUAUUAUAAUCAAUUCAAUUUAUUUGAUUUUGAUUUAGCACUGCAGUUAGAUGUAUUGUAAAGUGUAAAGUCAAGUGUUUAGUGUUUAGCCAAUGGUGGUUGAAAGUUGAACAACUCUCCAUUGACUAUGAAUGUACCAAAUAUAGAAGGACUGGGCAAACUACACCAGGCAAUAACAGAGGCUCUGGAGAUUGAAAAGUGCUCAAUUUGCCUAGAACAACUAGAAAGCACUGUUUUACUGUGGCCUUGUACACAUUGGUUUUGCAACAAAUGCAUUUCAACUCUCCAAAAGAGUGCUCGUGGAGAGAAAGUGACUUGCCCACUGUGUAAGGUCGUGACCAGUCGAAGAAAGAUCCUUCCCUUUCAAGAUAAACAAAGUGAAUAUGAGGACCACCUACAGACGUUAAUUGGUGCCUUGAGCUUGGAUCUUAAAUUUGAUGUGACAAGCUAUAACAAUUUAAGAAAACAAACACAGUUAAUAGAAUAUGACAUUCUGAAAACUAAUGAAGAAGUAGAAUCUAUGGCAUUAUUAUCACCUGUCAAGAAGACUAGAACAAAAGCAUCAGUUAGAGUCAUUGAAGUAAAGACGAAAACAGACGAAAUUCAAACAAGACCAACAAGAAGAUCAGGAUAUUUGAAUGCUAAAAAUAGAAACUCAUUGGCAGUUAAGAAUAAACAGACACCAGCUGGCAAAUCACCGAUUCCAUCCACAGCAUUGUUGCCAGAAACUCCAAAUAGUCCUAAAGAAAAGAAAGUCCGGGAAUGGCUUGAUGCAAACAAGUUUUCACAAGCAGGUCCAGAUGUGUGUGUCGAAACUGUUGUGGCAGAUGUUCAUAAUGCUGAACUGGAUGAAUCUUUGUGCUUUUCUGAAACUGCUCUGCAAUCGGUGUCACAAGUAGACUCUGGAAGUGUACAGUCACCAGUUGGAUCCAUACAGAAAAAAAACCAUUUUAGUGCUUUGUCAAGUGAUGACAUCAAGGUUGUAAAUAUAUCUGCAAAUAAAUUCCUGACAACCAAGGACAAUGUGAAAAGAAAGAAAAAAUCUGUGUGUAUGCCUUCAGUUGAAAAAUUUGAUGAGCUUUUUUCAGAAAACCGAAAAAUGCAAGCUGUUAAAACAACAUAUGGCAGUAAAAAUCCAUACUCUUCGGUUCGCAACCGCGGCCAGAGGUUUGCAGUGAAGACCGAUUUGUUUACUAGUAUUGAUGAAAAUAAAGACGUUGAGAAAUCUAGUUCAGAAGAAAUCAAAACAACAGAAGAUACACUAGAAGACUUUUCUUCAGGAAGUGGAGAAGAAUGGACUGUUGAAAAAAAACCAAGGAAGAGUAAUAUAUUGAGUAAAGGCAAAAAUUUACAAAACAGCUUGAAGAAAAAAGCCUUGAGAGGUGUCAAGAACACUGUUGAAAUGUAUGUAAAAACACAGAGAAAAAGUUUUAAAGAUUCUGUCAAAAAAGGUAUAAAAGAGCAAAAAAUAAAAAGGAACAACACUUAUCAAGAGAGCAACAACAAAGAAGAGAAAAUCCAAAACCAAAUGCUAUUCAAGCGUGGGAUUGUAGAACCUAAGGAGAAUUUAGCUAAAGAAAUUAUUGAUGACUGGAAUGACACAAAAGAUUCAAAUAGCUUAUUUUUAGAAAAUGGUCAGUUGCUGACUAAAGAUAAUGUUGAUAUUGCUAUGGGAGAGUCCAAAACCAGCAAAUCGUCUGAAACUAAAUCUGUUGGUAAAAUUUCUGAAUCAAAAGAAUUGAACUCUAAAGAUAAUAGUGCUGUUAACAGAGUAAUGGAAACUCCAAGUAAGGAAGUAAACGCAAGAUCUCCGGGAUGGUCUAGGCUCAAGUCUACGAAGAAGGAGUUUCACCUAUCUGAUAAGAAGAAACUCAGCCUAUCAAAAUCUAGUUCUUCCUUGGCUAAUCUUGGUAUUUCACCUUUGUUGAAUCAAAGUAAGAGCUCGGUCAGCAGUUUGAACAAAGUCAGUCCAGAAGGGACAAUAAAUAAAUCAAGUAAGUCAGUAGGCCCGUAUAAAACUAUAUGCCCGUCUAAACCCAUAGAUGAUGCAAGGUAUACAACAUCUGAUGUUGAUUGUGAGACAAAAACAGAGAAAACUACAGAAAUAAGAAAGAGUUUAAAUGCAUCACUAAAUUCAUCUGCAUCAGGAUCACCCUUUAGAGGGUUUUCUUCGCCUGAGGAGAAAGUACCUUUCAAAGGUUCAAAAGCAGGUCUAAACCUAGCCAGUGAUGCUCAAAAGUCCAACAACACAGAUGUCCUACGUUUGUUAUCUAAGAAAAGGGAGAAUAAUGUUGCUGUUUCAAAUAAAAAUAAAGAAUUAUCACUCUCCGAAAGUUUGAGGAAAGGUGAUUGCAUGGAAGUAGAUUUGAUUGCUCAUGAAGAUCCUGAAUUUCCUCAAAAAACAAAUAUUGAAAAAUUUUUUUCACGUGAAAUAUCUGAAGAAAGUACCAAGCCUUUAGAAAAGUUCAAUACUGAAGGAAAAUGUGUGUCAGCUCUUCCACAGCAGAGCUCAGUAUUUCCUAAGAAACGAGAUCGAGAUUCUGGAAUCCAUAAUGAGAGUGGAAUCUCCUCUCCUGUAAGAAAAAAGGUUUGUAGGGACGCUGAAGUACAAACAAGUCCAGGCAGAAUGCAGUCAGUCAUUCGCGACAUGCUCAAAGACAUGUGCGGAAUAGAAUUGGAGGACAUGAUAAAGAGAUCUAAUAAAUGUGCUUCACUGAAACCCGUGGACAUUGGUGUCACAAGUCCCAUCCAACAUUUUACAUCAUCACAGGAUUCAGAUAAGGAAAAUGUUGACAUAAUUUCAAACAAUUUUUCUGCUUCGAAGAAAAAUUUAGAUGAAUCUGAUAUUGUGUUUGCUACAGAAGAAAGUUCAGGACUUACCCAAUUAAAUCAGCUAGGGAGCGCUCGGAAAAAUGCUCUGGUCAACAAUCAAGAUUCAUCAAAUCUGAAUGUUUUAAAGGAAUUCAAAGAAUUCAUUUAUGAUGUCGACCCUGAUGCACCUACUCAACUUUAUAAAACACCGGUUGUACCAAAGAAACCUUUACAAACUUCCACAAAAGAGUAUACUAUUGUUUCAAAUCCCUCAUCAAGUGAAUUGAAGAGGACAGACCAUUUAUUCAACAAAAGCGAUGUUAUAUUCCCAGAUGAAACACCUAAAGGAGUCACUCCUUGGAAUUACUCAGGAGUAGAUGAACUCAACGGUAAUACUGGUACAGUAAAAAAAUGGGCAAAUGAGAGUGUCCCUCCUGCAUCUCAAAGUUCAAAAGAAAAGACAAGAAGCAGGAGGCAGUUAGAUUUUGUGGAGGAGAACUCAAACGACAUAUUUGAUUUUGAAAAACAAACUUCUAGUCACAAUAAAGAUGGUGCUGAGAAUUGUCAAUUGGACUGUUCUCAGAAUGAAAGAGUGGAAAUUUUACGUGACAAAAGUGAUGAGCUCGAUGAUAUUUUUAUGCAGAGCGAUGAACUUCCUGAUGUUAUUGUCAACUCUCAAGGUAAAGAGAGAGAAGUUUCAUUUGACAAUGAGCAUCACAAGGAAAUGAAUCGUAGUGAAAUUGUAACUGAUAAUAUGACUGACACAUCAGGAAUAGUAGGGCCCUCUGAGUUACAGGCUGACGAUAAUCAACUGAAUUUUUGCAACAAACAGAAUAAUACCGACACAAGUAAAAAAAUCGUGUCAAAUAACCCUGACAAGGUUUUGUUGGGGAGAAUUAAUAAAUCAACUCAAUUAGAAAAUGAAGUUCGAACAGAUAUCUUGGACUCAGAGCAAGAUUCUUACAUGUUCCAUCAGUCACCUAAACGUAAGACAAGAACUGGUUGUGUAAAAAAAAGAGACGAUGACGAGGAAUCAAAUCCUGCGAGUGACGUUAGUUACGUGGAAGGCACGCCGGAUGUCUCUCAAAAUGAAGUGAAUCAACAGGAAAUGCAAAAUAAUGAACAUGAUUUGGAAACAUGUAAUCAACCUCAAAAGCUUGUUGACAAGGAAGAUUUCCCUCAGAGGGUUAGGGAAAAUAAGCUCUCCCAUAAGGAGCAUAUCCAUCAUGAGUCUCAACAAAAAGAGGAAGAUGGCGUCAAGUCGGGAAGUAACAACAUAAAUGAAAACACAGAGGUUGAAGAUGAAAGUCUUUGUUUUGCUUCUUCACUUCUCAAUGCACAGCAAAAUCAAGUUUUGGCCUGUGUUCUUGGGGCAAUGGGACUUACCUAUUCAAAAAAUGUGGGACCUCACAUCAGCCACCUCAUCGUAGGCACAAAGGACGGAUGCUUCCAAAACACCUACAAAGUUCUGCUCGCUAUGGCCUUGCAUAAACCCAUUAUCAGGUUUGAAUGGGUGGAACAAGUUAUAAGAACCGGAGGCAGCGUACCUCUGGACACAUUUGUUGCUCUUGAUCCUAGCGGAGAGUGUGGAGUGUUAAGAGCAAAAGCGGACAAAAAUCGACAACUUCUACAGGAUUUUGCAAUUCAUAUAUAUAACGUAAACGACAGAAUUGUUUUGAAGGAACAGAUUGAGGAACUUGUUAAACUGUGUGGUGGAAGUGUUGUUAAGGAUUUACAUGACUUUUACACUGUCCCCCGAGACAAAUUUAGGAUAAUUGUCUUGUCUGAACCUCCAGAUUCUCUCACUCAAGGAGAUUGGCGCCAGAGAUACUCAGCUGUGGAGGUGAUGAUAGACUGGGUCUACAACACUAUCGGAAGGUACAGAGUGAUGCCUCUGGUGCCUUACAUGGUCACUGAGGCCACCGACGCUGUGCCUUUCUUACAGCACGAAGGCUAUCCCAAGGAACUCAUAUUUGAUUUGUCCAUGCAGGAAUAGUUCCCCUGGAAUUGUUGUUCAGUGUCCUGAAUCAGUUCUGUUUCCUUAAAAACAAAAACGGCCGUUUCUGUUUUCAAGGUUUGGUAGUCGUGUCUACCAGAAUAGUUAUUCUGUUUCAUGGAAUAGUAGUGUUGCUUCCUGGAUAAUCUAUUCUGUGUUUCCAAGAGCAGUGUUAUUCCUGUUUUGUCUAAAUGUAUAGAUCUGUAAAUGUUAUAGGUGUAGUUGUUUUUUUGUGUCCUGUAUACUAAUUUUGUGUUUGUAAGUAUAUUGUACUCUUGAAAAUAUUUAUUGUACAUAUGAUGUUUGACAUUAUUAGUCCCUCUUUAGUUUGUAUAUACCCAGUAUAACAUCCAUUCAUCACUUCAAGAAGUAUCCUUAUUCACACUGAUGUUUCCAAAAUAGAAAAUCCUUUGUGCAAUUAACUAUUACUUUACCUUUACAUCAUUACAACUCAAACUUAGCAUAUUGAAAGUAUUAACAUGUUUACAACAACACAAUAUCUAUACUUAAGAAAAAUUUAUAAAUACAAAACUUUUUAAAACAAAGCGUUUUUAAACGCACUAAAAAGUAGAAAAUAAUUUAUAAAUAUGUGGAGAGUAUAAAUACUUGUAGGAUUUAAAACGAGAAACGUUGGGUGUAUGCAAUAGAUACACCUUUCAUAUUUGAUAUUAGUGACAAUUACCUUCAUCUAUUAAACUGACGUAUUAUUAGAAAUUGCAUGCACCCAACGUUUUACGUUUUAAAUCCUUCAAGUAUUUAUACUCUCCACAUAUUUAUAAAUUAUUUUAUACUUUUUAGUUUUUAAUGUGUGUGGAUGUUAAAUCUAUUUCAAGCAUCUAUAUCAGGUUAAGACAGAAGCGUGUGAGAAAUCUAAGGUUUAUUUGAGUUUCUUUUCAUAUCAUUAUGUAUAAGAUUUAAUGUAUGGCCUACCUACUAACUAUAAAUAUAGCAAUCUAUUAAAUUUAUUGUUUACUUUAAAGAAUACUAAAUAAAUAACAAAUGACAUUAUUAACAAACACCUUUAUAUCAGCAAUCAGAUUGUUUAUCUUUAUUUUGAAAUGUUUGUUUGUUAAUAAUCUCUUGGGAGCACAACCUGUACCUCUUAACCUCUGCUCUUCGAACUGUCAAAUUUAAGUAUUUACAGCUGACUUAUAUUAAUCGAUAUAUUUACAUUCUUUCAAAAUGUAAACAUGGAAAAUUUGGAAGCCCAUGGGGCGUAGCCCAAGGGAAAUAUGAAAAUUAAAUGAUAUAAUAUUGCAUUGUCAUCCAUUUGUGAGCUAUGUUUCAAAUUUCAAGUCUCUAGCUCAUCGGGAACUUUGUUUAAAAUUGAUAUCAAAAUUUGUAGGAAAGCGACUAGUGAGCUAAUAAAAACAAGCCAAUGGGGCGUAGCCCAAGGGAAAUAUGAAAAUUAAAUGAUAUAAUAUUGUAUUGUCAUCCAUUUGUGAGCUGUGUUUCAAGUAUCUAGCUCAUCGGGAACUUAGUAUAAAAUUGAUUACAAAAUUUGUACCGGACAAGAAAGCGAGCUAAUAAAAACGUUUUAACAACCUGAUUUUUUAAAACUUAGUUUGAAGGUUAAUAAAUUGUGUUAUAAUUUGUAUACAACGAAACAAUCAUUAGAAAGCAGGAACAUAACAACUUGAAUUUAUAAACAUAAUUAUUUAUCCCUAAUUAAUUAUUGUAAGACUACCACAAUAAAAUAUGUAUAAAAUAUGACAGCAACAAUAAUGGUACCCUACUUUUUAAUUUUAACUAACGUAAAGGGGCGGGGCUAUAACAUAAUGUAUUAGGAAUAUUUUAUUUGAAAAAUCUUUAGGCUAUAUGUUAUUUUAUAUACAACUUGUUAAGUUAUAAUUUAAGUGUUUGUAACUAUUCUUUUUGGUAUGAUUGUACACUCUUCAAAAUUUAUGAUUACUUCUAUAA
Messenger RNA from Macrosteles quadrilineatus (aster leafhopper), 6763 nucleotides. RefSeq lists its product as uncharacterized. Lineage: Eukaryota; Metazoa; Arthropoda; Insecta; Hemiptera; Cicadellidae. Gene Ontology annotation, cellular component: BRCA1-A complex; plasma membrane; BRCA1-BARD1 complex. Gene Ontology annotation, biological process: negative regulation of fatty acid biosynthetic process; double-strand break repair via homologous recombination; positive regulation of transcription by RNA polymerase II. The record is from RefSeq and is a predicted model, not a curated record. Gene Ontology annotation, molecular function: ubiquitin-protein transferase activity; metal ion binding. Bases 164 to 4843 code for a protein of 1559 amino acids. The transcript is spliced from 8 exons.